Durio zibethinus is the source of this 1502-nucleotide messenger RNA. RefSeq names its product cyclase-like protein 2. Gene Ontology annotation, molecular function: arylformamidase activity. NCBI's taxonomy places the organism in Eukaryota, Viridiplantae, Streptophyta, Magnoliopsida, Malvales, Malvaceae. The record is from RefSeq and is a predicted model, not a curated record.
CAAACUUUUUUCUUUUUCUCAAAUAUCAACCCAAUUUUUUAUUAGCGAAUGCUUUGUAGUUUUGAUUAUUGCAAUUUUUUUUAUAAUAUUACGGACAUAAUUUUGGAACUUUAGUCUUGCAAGUUUGCAGGCAGAUUUCAUUUACAGCAGGACAGGAUAAUUUGUGACCUAGUUUUCAGCUUUCAAUGUUUGUCGCCUGUGUGGUGUAUCGGGAUGCCAAGUGCCACUACACUAUUUAAAACCGUAGAUAUUUUACUAUAAUUUUCAUCAUUAACCAAUGCAAGUCUUAAUCAAGGCUAAUAAUUCAUUUUCCUAUUGACUUCAAUGCUAAGAUCUGAUAUGGUUGGCAAUAUCUGCAAAGAGUGUCUGAUUUUCCGUCAAUCAACAAACACCAGAUUCUUUUUGUCUGAAAUUUACUGCUCUACUUACCAGUAACUACCAAGCUCAGAACCAUGAACAAAAAUAAGCUCCUGCUACUACUUUGUGCUGGUAUGUUUACUUUAAGCAUCCUCUCCAGUGCCGAUGUAGCUUAUGGUAAUGGCAAAAUCUUCGACAUAACUCACAAAAUCACUUCUCGGUUGCCAACUUUUGACUCCAAGAACGGGCUUGGUCAGUUCAUUUGGCUUGUCUCCAGCAUUAAAAAUGGCUCCAUAGCAAAUAUGUCUGAGUUCAAGUUGGGAACCCACACCGGCACUCACGUUGAUGCUCCUAGCCACUUCUUUCAAAAGUACUAUGAAAAGGGGUUUGAUGUUACUACUCUUAGCCUGCAAGCGCUUAAUGGUCCUGCUCUAGUAGUUGAUGUUCCAAGAAAUAAGAACAUUACUGCUGAAGUUAUGAAGUCUUUGAAAAUUCCCCGUGGAGAACAUCGUGUGCUUUUCAAAACACUUAACACUGACAGGAGACUGAUGCAUAAAAAGGAGUUUGCUUCAGACUACACAGGAUUUAUGAAGGAUGGAGCACAAUGGUUGGUUGAUAACACAGACAUCAAACUUGUAGGACUUGAUUACCUAUCUGUUGCUGCUUAUGUUGAUGCAGCCCCAACUCAUCAUAUAUUUCUAAGAAAUAGGGAAAUUGUUCUUGUUGAAGGCCUAAACCUCGAUGGCAUAGAGGCAGGGAAGUAUACUGUCCAUUGCCUACCUCUGAGGAUGGUAGGUGCAGAUGGAUGCCCAACUAGAUGCAUUCUCACUGCAUAAAACGUUUCUCCAAGAGGACAGGCAUGAGCUAUUGAGCUUCUCUUGACAGGGAUGGUUUAUUAUAUCACCAAAUAAAACCUUUUGCGUAUAUUUGGGAAUGGCUGCAGAACAAUGAACUUGAUAAACUCGUUGAAUAAAGCGGAAUCUGUACUGUGUGUCUUCCUUGAUAUUCAAUGCAAAUUCUCUUUACAUCAUUGUUAAAAUGUAUGACAAAAUCAACCUUGUGGUUCUUUGUAACCACACUUGUGCUUGGUUGUUUUUUUAGUACAGAAAUUCACUUCCUUAAAAAAAAAAAAAAAAAAAAAAAAA